Hevea brasiliensis (rubber tree) is the source of this 1986-nucleotide messenger RNA. Its product is annotated as pentatricopeptide repeat-containing protein At3g42630. NCBI's taxonomy places the organism in Eukaryota, Viridiplantae, Streptophyta, Magnoliopsida, Malpighiales, Euphorbiaceae. Gene Ontology annotation, molecular function: protein binding. The transcript has 3 exons. The record is from RefSeq and is a predicted model, not a curated record. The coding region runs from base 127 to 1584 and encodes 485 amino acids.
UCUUCGUCUCCUAUCUGAUUUUUCACAUUACGUAGUUUCAAUUUUCAAGAAGAGGAAUCAGUUCUGCAUCUUCUUUUGCGUUUUUAAUUCUCCAGAAUCUAUCUUUUCUUUAAUUCAAGCGUGCCAAUGUUCAGGAUUCUUGAAGCUUUUGAUAAAUCUUGUUUUCUUCAGUGGAGUCGUUUAUUGAUGUUAAAUUCUAGCUUCAAAAGCUAUUCUAAACGCGGUGGAUAUGAUUUUGUGAAUUUCUCUAUCUCAAAAUCAAGAAAUCAAAGAAGGAAGAGGAUAGAAAUGAAGGCACAAUCAGUCAUGGCAGGAAGCACAAGUUCGCUAUGUUUUGUUGGCUCUCUCAAGAGUAUAAGGCCGCGUUUCAUUGUUUUCUCUCAACAAAGAGAACCAACAGGUCGAGCUUUAGCCCGCAAGAUUAUAUGGGAGUGGAAGAGAGAUCAAAGCGUCUAUGGCAAUGACAAGGAAAUUUUUGUAGAUUGUGCAUCAUUAAUACACACUUUACAUUGGAAAAGAAUGCCUCAUCUAGCUCAUGAACUCUUGCUAGAGAUGAAAUCCCAGGGCUUUCUACCCAGCAACUCUACCCUUUCAGCUAUGAUGCUUUGCUAUGCCAAUAAUGGCCUUUUCCCUCAAGCUCAAGUGCUAUGGGAGGAAUUGUUGAAUUCUUCUUUUAUGCCUAGUAUUCAAACAGUUUCUCAAAUAUUUGACGCUUAUGGAAAGUGGGGACUUUUUAAUGAAGUAAUGAAAAUUCUGGACCAAUUAAGUUACAGUAAUUUCAGCUCGUUACAUGAGGCUUACUCACUGGCUAUAUCUUGCUUUGGAAAGGGAGGGCAGCUUCAGUUGAUGGAAAAAACGUUGAAGGAGAUGAUCUUGAGGGGUUUCCCAGUAGACUCUGCCACCGGGAAUGCCUUUAUCAGAUAUUCAAGUAUCCAUGGUUCUUUGACUGAGAUGGAAGCUGCUUAUAUUCGCUUGAAAAGGUCUAGACAUCUCAUAGACAGAGAAGGAAUCAGAGCAAUGUCAUUUAAAUAUAUAAAGGAAAAGAAAUUUUACAAGCUAGGUGAGUUCCUGAGGAAUGUGGGUCUUGGUAGGAAAGAUGUGGGAAACCUUAUAUGGAACUUUCUGCUUUUAUCUUAUGCUGCCAAUUUCAAAAUGAAAAGUUUGCAAAGGGAAUUUUUGAGCAUGUUGGAAGCUGGUUUCAGUCCAGAUCUCACUACAUUUAAUAUUCGAGCUUUGGCUUUUUCAAGAAUGGCUUUGUUGUGGGAUCUCCAUCUUAGCAUUGAACACAUGAAGCAUGAAAACGUUUCUCCUGAUCUUGUGACUUAUGGUUGUGUUGUAGAUGCAUACAUGGAUAGAAGACUAGGUAAAAACUUGGACUUUGCCCUCAGCAAAAUGAAUUUGGAUGGUUCUCCGGUACUAUCAACCGAUCCAUCUGUGUUUGAGGUUUUGGGUAAAGGGGAUUUUCAUUCAAGCGCAGAAGCAUUUUUAGAGUCUUCUCUGCACAGGAAAUGGACUUACAGGGAACUUGUUUCGCUAUAUCUCAGGAAACAGUACCGAAGUAACCAGAUCUUUUGGAACUACUAAGCAGUGACGAUACGAGGACUUCUCGAAGAUCACAUGGAUGAGCACCAUAUGGGAGUUCAUUGGAGCGAUGGUGACUGGUGAUGGAUCUCAUGCGUGAUCUCAUUUGAAGAUUUAAUAGGGUUAAGGUGCUUUUGUAUAAGAAUUGGGUCAUCCUCUCCUUUUUCACUACACUUGUGAGAGAGAGAGAGAGAGAGAGAGAGAGAGAGAGAGAGAGUUUCAUUUUUGUUGCCUUCCUUCAAUAAAUUCCUAGAUGCAUACUUGAAAGGAGGCAUUGUUCUUAGCAAAAUGUCCUUUCGGGAAAUAGUUGAUUCCCAGAAAUUUACGUAAUUUGACAAAUGUUCUGCUACAAAGUUUUUCUUAUGUUCAUCAUAUAUAAAAAUAACUGCAUCUCGUUUAUAGUGA